UGUGAUUCAUAUUUUUCCCUUUCAAAGCCAUUUCUCAUAUACAUUGUUGUGCAUAUAUUUUUAUAUUUGUGCAAUAGACAUUCAUAAUUACAUUUCAACAAUCAAUAUCCUUGCCUCUUCUGAAGCCAAACACAUUAGUGAUUUAUUUUUCAUUCUAUUCUAGUAAUAGCCAAAAAAGAUAUUAUUUUACUUUCAUAUAAUCUGCAUCCAAUAACCUCCCACUUUCUUUCACACACACUCACAAUGUUCAGCAUUUCUGCCCUGUCUCCUCCCAGCACACCCCGCGGAUCCAUCUUUUCUCCCCGCCAAAGCGAGGCACCGUGGUCAAUGCACGCCCUGUCGCUCGAAAGCCCAGGCAAGCGGGUCAAGCUCAACCCCGUGCCCAGCACAUUCAGCAAACCCUCGUUCCCCCGCAACAACAACAAAAACAUGUUUAUCCGCUCAGCCACCCUGGCCUCGCGCAGACUGAAGAACGCGCCGACCAGCAUUGCACCUCUGCAAAUGAGCAGCGCUCGGGUCGAGCCCGAGACACAGUCCCUGAGCACCGGUCUGUCGCCAAUCGUCAAGAGCCUGUCGAUCAUGAGUAAGGCCAGCAAGCCCUCUGGCUUGCAAAUCGAGUCCCGCCAGCAAAGCCCCGCAGCCUGCGAAUCCACCCCUUCCCCGUCGUUGACCUUCCGGUUGCAAAAAUCGACGCCCGCCAAGAUUGCACAGGCCAAGGGCGUGGCUGUGCCUAGACUGAGCCUCGCUAUCCCCACGGGCCUCAUCAGCCCGCCGUCGGCCAACUCCACACCCAAGCGCCGCCCGCCCCCUCUUAGCUUUGGCUCGCUUGCAUCGCCCGCCACCAACAAGAGCAUGUCGCCGUCCCUGCCCCAGACCCCCGGGACCGCCGGUUUCGCGUCUUUCUCGCCGCCCAAUAUCAUGGAAGACCUGAUGUUUGGCGAAGCCAGCCCCUCAUUCUAUGCGCAGAAGACACCGCCACCAGCCAGCUGGGUACCCACAUUCUUUGUCACGCCACCGACCCCCGUUGCUGCCGACUCUUGCGCUGGCUCGCAGAGCGGUAGUGUUGAGGCUAAGCUGGGAAGCGGUGCCUGCACAUUGUCCCCGUCCACGCCGCCGUGGCCAAAGUCGGGCUCUGGCCUGCAGAAGACUAUUUUCGACCAUAUUGGAAAGAACCAGUUGAGUACUAUGGAUUUGCGUGGCUACAUGGCUAUAUCCAUGAGUAGCUAA
Kickxella alabastrina is the source of this 1227-nucleotide messenger RNA. RefSeq lists its product as uncharacterized. The transcript has a single exon. The coding region runs from base 244 to 1227 and encodes 327 amino acids. Lineage: Eukaryota; Fungi; Kickxellomycota; Kickxellomycetes; Kickxellales; Kickxellaceae. The record is from RefSeq and is a predicted model, not a curated record.